AUGAUUAAAUUCUCUGGACUAUACGGAGCAGGAGGUGGAAGAGGAGACUUGGCAGCAUCCUUACAAAUUUGGGGUGACGCGCAAUUGGCAAUAACAAUUUACGAUUGCGCUGGCCCGGGUCGACAGAUAGCCGUCGGGGGUACGACGAUAUCGCUCUUCGGAAAGCACGGAGUCUUCCGCCAGGGAAUGCUGGACCUAAGAGUCUGGCCGAAUGUUGAAGCAGAUGGCUCAGUCCCCACAACUACUCAAGGAAAAGCCCGAGAUGCUGGGAAGGAGCAGAUGCAAAGACUCGCCAAGCUCGCUAAAAAACGUCGCAAUGGACAGAUGCCACGUGUCGACUGGCUGGAUCGUUUGGCGUUCCGCGAGAUUGAAGUGAUCAAUGAGCGCGAGAAGAGAGAGUCUAAUUACUUGUAUCUCACUGUGGAAUUUCCUGAGGUUACUAUGGACGGAUUGCCGUACUCAAUUGUUUACUAUGAGAAAGAUGGAGAUGAAGUUGUUCAGCAUCGAGCUCAGCCGGAUGUUGUUACCAUUCCGGAUUAUGAAAUUCUGGCGGAAAAUCUUGUAGAAGCUAAACAUCAUAAGUUGGCGCGAUAUCCACCAACAACUGCCCUGACAACAGAGGAGCAAGAUUUAAUCUGGAAGUUCCGGUACUAUUUAUCAACCCAAAAAAAAGCACUGACUAAAUUUGUCAAGUGCGUGAACUGGAAAGUAGCCGGGGAGGAGCGUCAAGCUUUAGAAAUGCUUGCCAGUUGGAGUCCUCCGGACCCAGAAGACGCUCUUGAGCUUCUCGGACCAGCCUUUACUCACCCAGCUGUCAGAAGAUACGCAAUAGCAAGAUUAAACCAGGCUAAUGACGAUGACCUCAUGCUCUAUCUCCUGCAGCUGGUUCAAGCGUUGAAGUACGAGAAUUUUGAGAGUAUAAAAGCAGCUAAUUUGAAGAUUGUUCGCGAGAGCGAAAAAAUUGAGAGGAUGGAAAAACCUGAGCAUUCAAACAAUUCUAUGUCUACGUCUAGUGAAUCAGAAACAAACCAAUCAUCAUCUAGUCAAGAGUCUCCAAUGGACCUAGCAUCAUUUUUAAUAACCCGGGCGUGUCAAAAUUCAACCCUGGCUAAUUACUUAUACUGGUACCUAGCAAUUGAGUGUGAAGACCAACCAGACCCUGCGAUAACUGUCAAACAAGACACGAGGGUCAGAGAAAUGUAUGUCACAGUGAUGAAGAUGUUCUCGAUGGCUCUCACUCAAGGGAACGUCAUCUGGCAAAAGCGGAAAGCUUUUUUGGCUCGCCAAAAAUUAUUUAUUGAUCAAUUAGUCGCUCUGGUGAAGGUAGUUGCUCGUGAAAGCGGCAACAGGAAGCGCAAAACUGAUCGUCUGAAGGCUUUGCUGUCUGAGCAAGAUCAAAAUUUUAAAAUUAAUUUUUCUAAUUUUGAACCUAUACCUUUUCCGCUUGAUCCGGAAAUUUCUAUUAAGGGAAUUAUUCCUGAUAAAGCAAGUUUAUUUAAAUCAGCGUUGAUGCCAUCCAAGCUGACUUUUCUUACAACGAAUAAUACUGAGUACAUAGCAAUAUUUAAAUACGGAGAUGAUUUAAGACAAGAUCAGUUGAUUUUACAAACAAUUGCGCUGAUGGAUAAAUUACUGAGAAGAGAAAAUUUGGAUUUAAAGUUAACGCCUUAUCGUGUUUUGGCGACAAGUACACGCCACGGUUUUCUACAAUUUAUCGAGUCAACCACAGUAGCUGAAGUCUUAGCCAGCGAGGGAUCAAUCUUAAGUUUCUUCCGUAAGCACCAUCCAUCAGAAACUGGCCCAUACGGAAUUGCUCCCGAAGUUAUGGAUACUUACGUCCGCAGCUGUGCUGGUUAUUGUAUAAUUACUUACGUACUAGGAGUUGGAGAUCGUCAUUUAGAUAAUUUAUUACUUACCACAUCAGGUAAAUUAUUUCAUAUAGACUUCGGAUAUAUUUUAGGACGUGACCCAAAACCUCUGCCACCUCCUAUGAAGCUCAGUAAAGAAAUGGUUGAAGCUAUGGGUGGCGUGGGCUCUGAACACUACCACGAGUUCAGGAAACAGUGCUACACAGCGUUUCUGCACUUGAGGCGUCACGCAAAUUUGAUUUUAAAUUUGUUCUCGCUGAUGGUCGAUGCCAGUGUUCCAGACAUCGCUCUAGAGCCGGAUAAAGCUGUGAAAAAAGUCCAGGAUAAACUGAGACUGGAUUUGAGCGAUGAGGAAGCUGUUCACUAUGUACAAAAUUUACUGGACUUGUCUGUCACUGCGGUGAUGGCUGCUCUGGUUGAACAAUUGCAUAAAUUCGCUCAAUAUUGGCGGAAGUAA
This is a messenger RNA of Cotesia congregata, 2325 nucleotides long. The record is from the annotation of a GenBank genome assembly. Lineage: Eukaryota; Metazoa; Arthropoda; Insecta; Hymenoptera; Braconidae.